AUGGCCUGUAGAGGAGGAGGUGGGCCUGGCCAGUUUCCCUCAGCUGUGCUCUCCCGUGUCAGCCCUGGAAGUCUGUCGACAUGUAGGACCCAUACCCAUAAUAUAUGCAUGGUGUCGGACUUUUUCUAUCCCAAUAUGGGAGGCGUGGAAAGCCACAUUUACCAGCUCUCUCAGUGUCUGAUUGAAAGAGGGCACAAAGUUAUAAUUGUCACCCAUGCUUAUGGAAAUCGAAAAGGCAUCCGUUACCUCACUAAUGGCCUCAAAGUCUAUUACUUGCCUCUGAAAGUCAUGUACAACCAAUCUACGGCCACGACCCUCUUUCACAGUCUGCCAUUGCUCAGGUACAUAUUUGUUCGGGAGAGAGUCACGAUAAUACAUUCACAUAGUUCUUUUUCUGCCAUGGCCCAUGAUGCCCUCUUCCACGCCAAGACCAUGGGGCUCCAGACAGUCUUCACGGACCACUCCCUUUUUGGAUUUGCUGAUGUCAGCUCGGUGCUUACAAACAAGCUUCUAACUGUGUCUCUUUGUGACACAAACCACAUAAUUUGUGUCUCUUAUACUAGUAAGGAAAACACUGUGCUAAGAGCAGCACUGAAUCCUGAAAUAGUGUCCGUCAUUCCUAAUGCUGUAGAUCCUACUGACUUCACUCCAGACCCAUUUAGAAGGCAUGAUAGUAUAAUAACUGUUGUUGUUGUCAGCAGACUUGUUUACAGAAAAGGGACUGAUUUGCUUAGUGGUAUAAUACCUGAACUCUGUCAAAAAUAUCCAGAUUUAAAUUUCAUAAUUGGAGGAGAGGGACCUAAGAGAAUCAUUUUGGAAGAAGUACGGGAAAGGUACCAGCUACAUGACAGAGUACGUCUCUUGGGAGCCUUAGAACACAAGGAUGUUAGAAAUGUCUUAGUUCAAGGACAUAUUUUUCUUAAUACUUCCCUUACCGAAGCGUUCUGCAUGGCAAUUGUGGAAGCAGCCAGUUGCGGUUUACAGGUCGUCAGUACCAGGGUUGGCGGGAUUCCUGAAGUACUUCCAGAAAAUCUGAUCAUUUUGUGUGAGCCUUCUGUAAAGUCCUUGUGCGAGGGUUUGGAAAAAGCGAUUUCCCAACUCAAAUCAGGAGCGUUGCCAGCCCCCGAAGAUAUUCACAACAUCGUAAAGACUUUCUACACCUGGAGGAACGUUGCGGAAAGAACUGAAAAAGUGUACGACCGCGUGGCAGGAGAAGCCGUGUUACCGAUGGACAGACGACUGGACAGACUCAUCUCUCACUGCGGUCCGGUGACGGGCUACAUUUUUGCUUUGUUGGCUGUAGUCAACUUUCUCUUCCUCGUUUUCCUGCGAUGGGUGACUCCAGAUUCUGUCAUCGACGUUGCAAUAGACGCCACAGGGCCAGACGGGGCGUGGACUCCUCGAUACCCUCCCAGUAAAAAAGAGGGCAAGAAUGAUGCGAUGUCUAAAACCAGGUAG
Molecule: messenger RNA, 1458 nt
Organism: Puma concolor (puma)
Lineage: Eukaryota; Metazoa; Chordata; Mammalia; Carnivora; Felidae
Source: RefSeq, a predicted model, not a curated record